This is a messenger RNA of Coniophora puteana RWD-64-598 SS2, 1672 nucleotides long. RefSeq names its product amino acid permease. The record is from RefSeq and is a predicted model, not a curated record. Gene Ontology annotation, cellular component: membrane. Gene Ontology annotation, biological process: amino acid transmembrane transport. The transcript is spliced from 11 exons. Bases 34 to 1524 code for a protein of 496 amino acids. Lineage: Eukaryota; Fungi; Basidiomycota; Agaricomycetes; Boletales; Coniophoraceae. Gene Ontology annotation, molecular function: amino acid transmembrane transporter activity.
CUCAACCGUCAGUUGAAGAGUCGGCAUAUCGCUAUGAUCAGCGUGGGUGGAGUAAUCGGUACUGGCCUAUUUCUUGGAUCCGCAACGGCUUUGAAGAACGCGGGACCAGUGGGCAUGUUGCUCGCGUACAUCUUUAUUGGCAGCAUUUGUUUUUGUGUAAUGGUCUCUGUCGGAGAGAUGAUCUCUUUCCUCCCUAUCGCAGGCGGACAUAUUCGGCUCGCAGAACGUUUUGUUGACCCAGCGUUUUCCUUCGCACUCGGGUGGUCGUUCUGGUAUGGUUGGGUGGUAAGUCCGUACCAAACCGCCGAGUUGUCUGCAGCGGCAACACUGAUCGACUUCUGGCAUCCAGGCGUCAGCAACGCCGUCUGGAUCACGAUGUGUCUGGUAAUCGCCAUCAGUAUCAACAUGCUAGGCGUAGGAGUGUACGGUGAAUCAGAGUUCAUAUUCUGCUCUAUCAAGGUGAUCACAAUCGUAGGCCUCAUCAUACUUGGUAUAGUUCUUGAUCUUGGCGGUGGGCCGAACCACGAGCGCCUUGGGUUUAAAUACUGGCGCAACCCUGGCCCAUUUGUGCAGUACGAAGGGAUCGAAGGAAACCUUGGGCGUGUUAUCGGGUGGUCGGCCGCGGUUACUCAAGCGGCUUUUUCUUAUGUUGGUACUGAGGUCGUUGCGAUAGCUGCAGCUGAGGCCAAAAACCCUCGACGAAACCUUCCCCGGGCCGUCCGUCGUGUAUACGCACGGAUUCUUGUUUUCUACAUCGGAAGCGUUUUCGUGAUAGGCCUUCUUGUACCAUCCACAGAGCCAUUGCUAGACUUGGACUCCGGGAACGCGUCCGCUUCUCCGUUCGUGAUAGCAAUAAAUCGCGCUGGCAUCAAGGGACUACCUUCGGUCAUUAACGUAGCCUUUCUAACGUCCGCGUGGUCAGCAGCCUCAGGUGACUUGUACAUUGCUUCCCGCGGGCUAUAUGGCCUUGCUGCCGCGGGUAACGCGCCCAAAAUAUUCCUUCGUACAACACGCUCGGGGUUUCCCAUUGCUUCUGUCAUUUUCUCCGCUGCAUUCUCCUUGCUCUCGUACAUGGCAACGAGCGCCAGCUCAGGCGAGGUCUUCACUUGGUUUUCAAGCAUGACCGCGACAUGCGGGUUAUGGGGUUGGUGCGCGAUAGGAAUCAUAUACGUGCGAUAUUACGCAGGCAUUCGCGCUCAGAAGAUAGACAGGCGGUCACUCCCAUACUCGUCUCGCUUACAGCCCUUCGCAUCGUGGUGGGCUAUCUUCGCCUGCGGAAUUACCAUGCUUUUUAGCGGGUACGAGGUAUUUCUUCGUGGUCAAUGGUCCACCGCGACGUUUGUCACAAACUAUCUACCUAUCAUUCUCUUCCCCGUACUGUAUGUACUCGCCAAGAUCGUGACGCGUAUACCUCUAGUUCCAGUACAUGAGAUGGAUUUUGUGUCUGGGUCACGGGUUGAUGAUGAAUUACAGGAACCCAGAUCACAAACCUGGCUGAUAUCGUUCUGGACUUGGCUGAUGUGAAGGCGGUAGUCACAAGACAGUGUGCAAGUUGCUAUAAAAUGAGCUAUGAUACGAAUACUCUUUGGACUCUCCCCUCAGUCACACAACGCCGGACUUCUAGAAAACCUGUCCCAAGCCCAAACUGAAAUACAUUAGUAUGGUUAACCGC